AUGGAAAACAAUAAUAUAUCAGGAAAAAAAAUACAAAAUGAAAAAGAAUACCUCUUGGAUAUUCUAAAAGCAAAUGACUGUGAAAGUUUAAAAGAAUUACAAAAUUUAAUAAAUUUUUUAAAUAAUGAAAAUAAAAGAUUGCAUUCAUUGAACAUUGAAAAUUUAAAAAGAAUAAAUAUUUUAAGCGCAAGAAUUAACCAUUUAGAAAAUUUAACGAAAGACAAUAGCCAACAUUAUGAAUGUGAAACUAACUAUAAAUACAAGUUUAUGGAAGUACUAAGAGCAGUUAAUAUCAUCAAAAAAUAUACGAAAGAUAAGGAAAAUGAAUACAAUGAAAUGGUUAGAGAACACGAAAAAUAUUCAACUUUUUUUUUUUUAAACUUGAAUAAAAUUAUAGAUUCAAUUAUCAUCCAAAACAAUGAAAGUAAUGUCAGCAACUUGGAUGAUAUUUUGCCCACCCUAAACUCUCACACUAAAAAUAAUGAAAGAAAUUAUUCCCAUGAUAAGACAAAAAUGAAUAGAUUACAUUCAUCACCCAAUUUAUAUCAUCACAGUUUUAAAAAUUUUGACAACUAUUGGCAAUGUCUUAGCGUAAAUGAUAAUAAUAGGAUGGGAAAUGCUGGGAACGCUGUAAAUAAUCAACAUUUAGAGCCUCUUGAUUGUGGUAUAUACAAAGAAAAUCGUAAAUCCUCAAAAGGUGAAAUAAAAAAAACCACGAAAAAGAAAUCCGAACAAAAUAUAAGUAAUGGCAUAACAUAUCAUUUGCAAAGUCGCGGAUGUUCUAAUGAAAUAGAAUUAAAAAAUAAAUUACAUUCCAAUUAUCAUAGUCCAUUUCAUAAAAAUUUAGAGAGGAAUGAUGAGAAAGAAAUAUAUAAUACAAAAUUCGAAAAAAUGAAAAGUUUACGUGAGUCUUAUAAAAACACAGAUAAUGAAUUAAUUAGUUCUGAGGACAACAUAAAUAAAAAGAAAAAAAAAAAAAAUUUUGAAGCAGAAAAUCAGAUAAACAAAAUGGUAAACUAUAAUUAUGAGUUAAAAAAUAUAGAUAUUAAAAAUACUAGAAAAGACGAUAUUGUUGUAUCUGAAUAUAAUUUAAAUAAAGACAUAAACUCACCAAAAGAAAACAUAAUCAACAUUUUAAAUAAAAAAAAAAAUAUUACUCCAAUCAAAGAUAUAGGAAAUCUUACACCAAAAUACGUUAAAUAUAAUACACUUCACCGCGAAAUUGUGAACCCUCGUCAACGAUAUUCUCGACAAAAAACAAGAUCAAUAGAUCAUAUUAUAUGCUUAUAA
Molecule: messenger RNA, 1290 nt
Organism: Plasmodium berghei ANKA
Lineage: Eukaryota; Apicomplexa; Aconoidasida; Haemosporida; Plasmodiidae
Product: conserved Plasmodium protein, unknown function
Exons: 2
Coding region: 1-1290 (429 amino acids)
Source: RefSeq, a predicted model, not a curated record